Molecule: messenger RNA, 384 nt
Organism: Drosophila gunungcola (fruit fly)
Lineage: Eukaryota; Metazoa; Arthropoda; Insecta; Diptera; Drosophilidae
Product: holotricin-3
Exons: 1
Coding region: 24-293 (89 amino acids)
Source: RefSeq, a predicted model, not a curated record
AAAUUGUAUCAAAAAUUGCAACAAUGAAGUUCUUCGCUGCGUGCGCCUUCCUCCUGCUCGUCCUGGCUGCUGUCCAGGCAACUCCCGGCCAACUUGGAGGCCAUGGUGGACCUGUUGGACACGGACACGGUGGUCCUGUCGGUCAUGGUGGACCCGUUGGCCAUUCUGGGAAUGUGGGCCAUGGCGGUUCAGUGGGCCAUGGUGGACCCGUAGGACACGGACACGGUGGUCCUGUGGGUCACGGUGGAUCUGGAGGCCACAACUCUGGACAUGGCCAUGGCCACGGCCAUUAGGGUGAAUCCUGCAAGGACUCUACUCGAUGGAUAGAGAGGUGAUUAGCUGACACCUCUAACCCAUAUCACAAUAAAAACUUCGUUUCUCGAA